UACAGAUCGACUUUCAUAUCAAACGAAACAUAGCACACCAUGAAGACGGUAGUUGUGCUUUUGACAUUGGCAGCAGUCGCCACGGCGUCUCCGACUGUCCUCCCGAAAGACGUCGAAACCACUAAGAUCAUCGACAAGUUGGACGAAACCUCCCACAUCAACCGCCAGAAGAAAUCACCGCUCGAAGAAACAUCACAACUGACUGCUCAGAAUCUAGAAGAUGGAACCGUCAACACACAUCUAGCCGAAGAGAGACAUACCGGCUUGAAGAAGCCCAUCGUUAUCAACAAAAAGUUUGGAAUCCACCAUUUCCGAAAUGCAGAUAUCGAGGAAGAAAGAGAAUCGAAGAAGGAAUGUGAAACUCCAGUCAAAGUGAACGUGUGCAACGAAGAAACCGAAAUGCCAUCGAAGAUCAUGAAGCCCACGACCGCAGCGCGUUCUGAUGUAUUGAUGUCUGAGAAUGAGAUGGAAAAUAGCAUUCAGAUGGCUAAGGAGGCCGUGGAAAACUUACACAGGGACUUCCUUAACAUGGAAAAGAAGACACAAACGGGGCAGUCGAGAUCCGACAUCGAAUUGGACUCGGAGCUGCACAGUAACAUCGAAAUUGCACGAAAAGCUCUAGAAAAUAUACGCCACAGCUUCGGAGAUUUGGAAUCGAUGAGUUUGAAACGAGAAUCUACAGCAGAUGAAGACAGUUUCAAGGAAACUUUGUCGGAAGUAGAACGCCUCGCGCAAUGGAAGGAAGCUAUGGAAAGCGCGCAAAGAGAUAUGGAGAUAGCUAGAAAUAUUGAGGAUUCUUUCAAGACUGAAGAAACAAAGAAAGACAAAAUAGAGAAAGAAGACACCGUCAAGGAGCAGCUUAGAUCUGACACCGAUGCAUCUGAGACAAAAGAUUCUAUGACUGACGUGAAGUUUGUACAGAAUUUGGAGAAAACAAGUGAUCAGACAAUGGAUUCAGAGAAACAAAGGAGUGAUGUGGACUCUACCAAAAUGAUGCAGAUGCAGACUGACAAUGAAGACUUAAAAAAAGAGUCCCAGCUGAAAAUGGUCACUGACAUGGAAAUUCAAACACCCCACACACAACACAUCUCACAAGAAAAAAACGGUUUUAUCAUGAAAUCGAACGAACCCACUGAUUUUACCAAACAAAUGCAGGAAAGGAGAGAGCCCGUGAAUUCUUUGUGGACACAAGAAAAAUCAUCUGAUGAUGGAAAACAAAAGUUGUUCGAUACCCUUAGCAUGAGGUUGUCUGAAAACGACAAUACGAGACUGGAGACGCCAAAGCCCGUCGAGAGUAAGAAGCACCCGAUCGAGCACCACGAAAUGCGCACGACACCCGAUAUGCAUGUUCAGGAGCAAGCAUCUUUCAAAAUGUCUCCGAAUAACAUGAUGAUGCAGCAGCAAAAUCUCAACAUGCAUCAGCACCACGCUUCGCACAUGCCCAUGAUGGUUCACGGCCACCACAUGCCGAAACAGUUCGGCUCCGUCGGCAUGAACUUCGACCAGAACAACGUGAACGUCUUCCAGAAUCAGGACAACAGCAUGAUGGAGAUGAACCAGCAGCAGACCGCCGAGGAUCCCUUCUUUAUGCGCUGGGCGGGCGAGGAGCAACGGAGCGCUAUGGGAGCGGGCGGCAUGAACCUGCGGACCGACCUCAGUGCCGCUCAGAUGGGCGACGUCAUCGACCCGGUGAGUCAAUUCGAGAUGGGCCACGACGACCUGUCGGCGCUCGGCACGAGCGUGCCCGAUCACGACCACAUGCACGUCAUGCACCACCACAUGGACGGCGCCAUGCAGCCCAGCAUGCGCAUGAACAUGAUGGCUAGACCGACGCACGAGUACAGCGCUUUGCAGUGGGCCAACCACGGUCUGGCGCGGAGCAGCUACGGCUCGGCCGGCGCCUCCAGUGGAUCCUCGGCCGACGGCUCGGGGGGCGCGGGGGGUGCGGGGGCCGUCGGGGUGUUCCCCAACGCGAAGGUCGGCGGCUGCGCCAUCCCGAUUCUGGUGAGCUGCUCCCCGUCCCUCGCCACGGGCACCCUGGCCAAGGCCCAGCCCCAACCGUCCUACUCGUCGGGCUACAGAUCCGGGGAUGGCAACAUGGUCUACUACAUGAAGCGGGACGCUAAGGAGGCCGACCUUCCGAUCCUCAAAGUCCAGAGGACCCACGCGCCCUACAACCAUAAAACUGAGUUCGUUUUGGAGAAAACCCACGAGUAAAUAAUAUUUUAUCGUAAUUUAUGUACAGAUAGGCUUUUACGUUGGACUGCUAUGUUAUGUUUAGGUUUAAGAAUGCAUCACAAAAUAAAAAAUUAAAAAUA
This is a messenger RNA of Aricia agestis (brown argus), 2318 nucleotides long. RefSeq lists its product as uncharacterized. The transcript has a single exon. The record is from RefSeq and is a predicted model, not a curated record. Lineage: Eukaryota; Metazoa; Arthropoda; Insecta; Lepidoptera; Lycaenidae. Bases 40 to 2217 code for a protein of 725 amino acids.